AUGCGCUACGGAAACUGGGAUGUGCUUCUUUUCCCGGAGCUCUCCAGGGUGCCAAUCCAGGAGUUCAAGACCCAAUGCUUUGUGACCAAGGAUAAGGACUCGCCAAACCUGCACAGUGCCGCAUACCACGGCCCUCAUCCAUACUAUCCUGACCCGGCCCGUUGCAACCAACUCCCUGUUCUCACGACCUUCAUCCCGAGUCUGCCUCAAGACAGUCGGUUCCGGGUAUCGGUGCACAGCUGGGAGAAGCCACGUCCUAGUCUCUCGAUCGAGUCUCACAUGGAGCCAGAGGAUGCCUUGCUCUUUGAAGCUCGCAUCUAUGUGGAUGGUGCUUUCGUUGCUGGCACUAUCUUCGGGCAGAGAACUGAUUGGCCGCAUGUUAUUGAACUCAGUGCCCACCUCGACCGAGAUGGAAACCCUGACGCGAUGCGCUUCCCUGCCUUUCAUUCUGAGAUUCUUGGGCAGAAGCACUGGGAUAUAAGCGAUACUAAAGGUCGGAUCAGGGUCGUCAUCGCUGAAGGAUUCUCUCGUCCAAACCGGUCUCCUCCGUUCGAGCGCUACAAGGAUGUGAUUGUCAUGUCUUUUCAGCAUGCACCCCGAGAUAUUCUGGAGUUUUCCAACAUCGCCUGGCCCAACCCUAAGAUGUGGCUGCCAUCGGGCAAUGGACCUCGGUAUUUUCCAGCAAAUGGGUACGGUAACACCAAGAGACCUGAUGACCCCCAUGGACAUUCUCCGAGCAAGCCCAACGGUACUACUGUGAACUCCAGCAGCCAGUCCAGCAGCAGCAAUGCCGCAACUUACAACAGCAGCCACCACCAACCUGGCAAUCCAUCAAGCUUUGCGUGGACUCCUCACCGAGGUUUUCCCAUCCCCUCCACGCAAUGGACUGAUUACCCACGGGGACCUCGCUGGGAAGGACAGGAUACAUACAUUGUCGAGCCCGCUUUGGAAGCUUUUGUCGACGACACUGCUUGGCGUCAACGCGGUGCCCGUUCUUCUCGGGAAGAUGUCCCAAUGCCAGACUACGCCUCUAGCUCUACCAGCAGCCGUGCCAUCUCGAGCAUGACUGGCAUCAGCUACGAGCACAGCAAACAACCCAGCAUAAUCGCCGCCAUGGAUGAUGAGCAGUACAGCGAGUUGAUCCAGUCUCUCACCCCUACCAAGUUGCCAACCGUGGGCACCCGUGCACCCUCAAACACUCCCUCCGCUACACUGUCCACUGGACAGCCCUCUGCUGCCGCCAAAGCGCGCUCUGAAGGCUACGGUCGACUUACUCGUCGCACCUCUGCCCUCUGUGAAAUCUCGCAGCCCAGCACCCGUGACGUCUCGGACUCAAGCAUGCAGCCUGUUCACGAGAAGGAUGUUGUUGACUUGCCAAUCUCCAAGGUUGGGGCUAGCCCUAGUGAGAAGAUCAAAAGCAAGAAGGAAGUCCUGAAGGAAGUCGUCAAGGAGGUUGUGAAGGAGGUGAAAAAUGUCGACAAUGUCGCCAACCAGGAAACACCCAAGGCAAAGGAUAUCAUGAGGAAAGCCAAGCUCGCAAUCGACACUGAAGAUGCUCAUUUAGCUGAUCAGGAGAAUGAGUAG
This is a messenger RNA of Penicillium canescens, 1584 nucleotides long. RefSeq lists its product as uncharacterized. The record is from RefSeq and is a predicted model, not a curated record. The transcript has 5 exons. The coding region runs from base 1 to 1584 and encodes 527 amino acids. NCBI's taxonomy places the organism in Eukaryota, Fungi, Ascomycota, Eurotiomycetes, Eurotiales, Aspergillaceae.